Misgurnus anguillicaudatus (oriental weatherfish) is the source of this 2358-nucleotide messenger RNA. RefSeq names its product cell division cycle 34 homolog (S. cerevisiae) b (gene cdc34b). Lineage: Eukaryota; Metazoa; Chordata; Actinopteri; Cypriniformes; Cobitidae. The record is from RefSeq and is a predicted model, not a curated record.
CCAGAAUGCAUCGCGAGCCUAUUGGAAUUGAGGAAAGACGCAUCCAGGACAUCGACUCAUAAAUCGCUUCUCUCCAACAAUUACACUAGUUCACGCCGAUUUCGCUCAUCGGUGGAUCAUCUUGCAACAAAAUUCAAGCAUAGACUUUCUUUAUUUACAUUCAGACACUCGAAUUUAUUAACACUGGACGAAAACCUCACAUCAGAGAUUAGUGUGUAGUCGAAGUAGGUUUUCACGGCUAGCCUUCAGCUACGAAAAACAACAAACCCGGAGAGAGCAGUUUCAAUUUUCCUGACAGACAAAACUGCAGAUAUAAACUCUAAACAGCAUUUUUUUAUUCCCACAGGCGUCGAAAAUCACACAUAUGAUGCUUUAUAGCUAAAACACCUUUUGUUUUAUCGAAAAUAGUCUUUUUUUUAAGGAUAUUGUCAUUUCCUUCGCUAAGCUAGCAACUCCGAACAAAGAAAGAAAUCCAGCUUUCGUCGCCUCGUCACAUCUCGUCAACUUUUUGGGCCUUUUUUCAAUCAACGAAACGCACUUUUAGUGUCAUUUGGGUAGAAAUGGCCCAACAGAGUAGUGCUCAGGUCGCCAGCUCUCAGAAAGCUCUUAUGUUGGAGAUGAAGUCGCUGCAGGAAGAACCAGUGGAGGGUUUCAAGAUCACAUUAGUGGAUGAAGCUGAUCUCUACAACUGGGAAGUGGCGAUUUUUGGACCCCCAAACACUCAUUACGAGGGGGGGUAUUUUAAGGCUCGUAUUAAGUUCCCGAUCGAUUAUCCGUAUUCACCACCCACGUUUCGAUUCCUUACCAAAAUGUGGCACCCUAACAUCUAUGAGAACGGCGAUGUUUGUAUCUCCAUUCUUCAUCCUCCAGUAGAUGAUCCACAGAGCGGAGAACUUCCCUCAGAGAGGUGGAACCCCACACAGAACGUCAGAACGAUCCUGUUGAGUGUCAUCUCUCUGCUGAAUGAACCAAACACAUUUUCUCCUGCUAACGUCGACGCCUCCGUCAUGUACCGCAAAUGGAGAGACAGUAAAGGAAAAGACAGGGAAUACGCAGAGAUCAUUAGGAAACAGGUUUUGGCCACUAAAGCAGAGGCAGAGCGGGACGGUGUUAAAGUUCCCACCACGCUGGCGGAGUAUUGCGUGCCUCCACGUGCCCCCGCGCUGGACGAGGGCUCUGAUCUGUUAUACGACGAUUACUAUGACGACGAAGACAUAGAGGAUGAGGAUGGCGAGGACUGUUGCUAUGAUGAAGAUGACUCUGGCAAUGAGGAGUCAUGACGACAUUCCCAUUAUCACAUUCAUCCUUGUCUCAUCAGCAUCAUUUCAGAAGUCGAAACGUUAAGGCAUGCGCCCCGCAUUAACUUUCUCUCCGAUGGCCCUUUACUUUGAACUUUUUUUUUUUUAAAGCAUUAUGCUGUUUUUUUUGUCAGUGUCAUAUUGUGCUGGCAUUCAGCUUUAUUUUAAAAUCCUCUUUUUUGUUUGCUUCAUGCUCUCUUUGUUUCUUUUAAAAAAAAGGGAGCAUGUGCGUUUUAAGACGUCAGGCGGUCAACGCUUUGAUAGCGUUAAUAAUCAUUUUGUUUACCUCACUGUUUUGCGCAUACGAAUGGUCCAGCAAUAAAGAGAUACUGAAGGUUAAAGUUUGCUCCCCCCUUGAGCAUUUAGGAAUUACGUUUUGGGAAAGCCCUGCGCAAAAAUACAAGCAUGAUACAUUGAUAAAACCUUGCUUGCAUUGUAAAAUAUUGAAACGGUUUACAAUGCAAUAUUUAACUUGUAUAGUAAAUUAUUGAAAUGAUGUUUUUUUUUUCUUCGUACCAAGAUAUAGAACCUUAUCAGAAAUGGAUAUAAUCAGAUUUACUGGUUGGGGUUGUUAAUGGAUGUGUUUAAUAGUAGCAACAUUUUAUUUAAUCUGCUAUGGGGGAUUUUAUUCAUAGAUGUACGUUUGUGUUUUUUAAAGAAUUGCCCUAAAUUUGGGAUUUAGGGUAACUCUCACAUGACUGUUGCUUCGUUCGUUUUGUUUUAUCGCUCCUUGAAAUGAUGGCACGUCUUGAAUCGUGAUGUCACAAUCGAAUCGUUCCUUUUUCGCUGACUGGAGGCGUCCUGUCGCUUUUUUCAGUUUCCACUCAUACCGACUGACUCUCAGGAUAAACCAAUCGAGACAAAGAAAUCCCACAAACAAAAAAGUAUUUCUCUUCCCACCUGCAAGUCAUCCAUCUUUGCAAAGUCGUUUUGAGGACAAUUUACAUCCGUAUCCCAGGAGGCUGCGAUGCACACAAGGAGAUUUGUCAAUUAAAUUGAACUGUAUGUAUUUUUACGGUUUGUUGGCAUAUUUAAAACUGAAUAAAGAUCUUUAUUAGAA